GUACCACAGACUUGGUAAAUAGGGAGGGUAAGAUCACAUGACCCCACAGAGUUGCAAAAAAAAGUUGUAAUUUCGGCUUGUUAUUUUUGUCCCGGUUCUGAUAUUAUGUGAUUCCCCUGCGAAUAGUGCGAAUAGCUAGAUCCUGGUCUAUAUAUAAUCAUCCAUAAUGAAGGGCUAGAUUGAAGAUUAUUUUAUUAUAUUAUAUUGUAUAUUGUAAUAUAGAGUGUUGAUGAAGCAUGGAAAGGUUUAUAAUAAGAACUAAGAAAACUAAAGGUAACGAUGAAGUACCAGACACCAAUAAAAGUCCACAACCAUCCAGAUCUGACCUUGAUAUAUCAUCAUUUACACGGGAUAGAGACUUGGAUCCAUAUGAAAAUCCACAACCCAGUACGUCAUCGUCAUCCUGCCAUGAUAUUCGCCUUAUAUCUACUUCAAGCUUAGAGACUGCUGCUGAUGAGAGUGAUGAGGCUUCACGACAUGAAGAUGAGCCACAAAAGAAGAAAAGGUAUAAUCAAAAAUUUAACACGAACUGGCAAAACCAAUAUAAUUGGAUAAAAGAGGGAAAUGACGGAAAACCAUUAUGCGUGGCAUGCAAUAUACAAAUAUAUUGUAAUAAAUAUAAUCUAAAGAGGCAUGGCGCAUCUACAUCUCAUCAGAAAAAUAUUAAUAAAAUGAAAAACACUCCUAAAAUUACACAAAUUAUUUCAAGUGAAAAACACGACAGGCAUAACACAUUAGUAAAAACUGCAGAAUUGAGUAUUCCUAAUGCUGUUCGUUUAGGUACCUACCUAUUUAAUAUUGUAGUUUUCUUAAUAAUAUUUAAGAUUUUAGUUUAAAAAUGUACCUAUUGUUUUUUAUAUAUUAAUACCUAGUAUUAUGCAUUUAAUGUUAUUGAUGUUUUUGUAUUUGUUUUGUUUUCGUUGUGUUUAAAAGUUUUUUAUUAUAAAUAUAUAUUAUUAAAAUCUUAUAGUGUCAUAUAAAUUACGAAUUACCCAGCGCACGAAUUGCACAAUUCCAUCUUCUUGUGUCUUCGGAACUCGGAACGACGACGAUUUUUUUGCAUCAUUAUUGCAUCAUAUAAAUCAGCGCCAUCUAGUAAACAUAAUAAUCACACCAAAAAAAAUUAUUUUGGUCAUGAUUGUAGUCAUGAUCAUAGGUGGCGCAACAGAUUUCUGUAAGUCAAACUCCUAAAAUGUUUAGUUUUAUAAUAACGAAAAAUUUACUCAUAUCUGAAAUGAAAAAUGUUGAAAAUAUUUAAUGUUAUUCAGGUUAUUCUAUGAAUAAAAGAGGUUAUUCUAUCCUAAAUUUAAUCUACCCCAUAAUCUACCCCUCAUCUACCUAAUUCUACCUCCCUCUUUCUCGGCAAUCUACCCCGAAAAAAAAAGUGCUUGUGGCA
Sitophilus oryzae (rice weevil) is the source of this 1396-nucleotide messenger RNA. RefSeq lists its product as uncharacterized. The transcript is spliced from 3 exons. NCBI's taxonomy places the organism in Eukaryota, Metazoa, Arthropoda, Insecta, Coleoptera, Curculionidae. The record is from RefSeq and is a predicted model, not a curated record. The coding region runs from base 237 to 836 and encodes 199 amino acids.